Molecule: messenger RNA, 1787 nt
Organism: Tinamus guttatus (white-throated tinamou)
Lineage: Eukaryota; Metazoa; Chordata; Aves; Tinamiformes; Tinamidae
Source: RefSeq, a predicted model, not a curated record
AUGCUUGAGAGUGGAGGAUAAGCUGCAAGCGUCUGGGACCGCUGGAAUGGAGGCCUGAUGUAGAUGGAAAGAUGGACGCCGAAGAAGCUCUGAACUCUAUUAUGAAGGAUCUGGCAGCGCUGGGCAAGUGCGGAGGGCUGCUGGACAACAACAGGAAUAAAAACAGUGUCCACUCCGGCAAACAGCAGCGAAACAUCAGGAUCAAGUUUGAAUAUGAGGGAGAGAAAAGGAUUAUCCAGUUUCCAAGACCAGUCAAGUUCAAAGAUGUGGUGCAGAAAGUCACAGAUGCUUUUGGACAGACGAUGGACCUGGUGUGCGUGAAUAACGAGCUCCUGAUCCCGCUGAAAUCCCAGGAAGAUUUGGACAAAGCGAUGGAGCUCUUGGAGCUCAGCCCUUCCCUGAAGAGCCUGCGGAUCCUUGUGAGCGCUCCAAAGAAAGCCAACCUCCUGCAGCCCAACAACAGCAAACAGCACGAAAUGAGGAUCUCCAGGUCCAUGGGCGACAUCAUGGGAUCCCUGUACAAAGACUCCGAGAGGACGCGGAAAUACUCCACAGGCUCCCUGCACACCGGGCGCAGCUCCCCGCCGCCGGGCAGCGUCCCCGAGGAGCAGCAGCAGAUCGCCCGCCAGGGAUCCUACACCAGCAUCAACAGCGAGGGCGAGUUCAUCCCCGAGACCAUGGACCAGAACAUGCUCGAAGCUUUCAUCAGCCCUGAGGAUUCGCUGUCCGGGAGCUGCCAGUCACUGGACAGGUCCGUGGACAGCCCUCCUUUCACCCAAACCCCUGUUCCUGGAAGGAAGAGCCAUCCCAAGGACAGUCUCGAUUGCCUGGAUUUCGACGUCCCGUUCUGCGAGAGGUUUGGGAAAGGCGGGACCUUCCCUCGGCAGUACCACCUCUCCCAAAGCCGCAAGGACUACAGCGAUGGCCGCAGGACCUUCCCCAGGAGCUAUUUCCCGCAGGAGAACCUCUUCCAGCUCGUCCCUUCUAGCCGCACCAAGAGCUUCAACGGGGACGGCAAGCUGAGCGCCCAGCAGCACAGCGAGUACCGGCCCAAGUGGUGGAGCACGUGUGAGAAAGGCCUGCAGGUGUUCAGCACCUCCCCUCCUAAAGCGAGGAACUCCCUGCAGGCACCCGUGAACUGGAGGCUGGGGAAGCUGCUUGGAAGAGGAGCUUUUGGGGAAGUUUAUCUGUGCUACGACGCUGACACCGGCCGGGAGCUCUCAGUGAAGCAGGUGCCUUUCGACCCCGACAGUCAGGAGACGAGUAAGGAGGUCAAUGCCUUGGAAUGUGAGAUCCAGCUGCUGAAGACUCUGCGGCACGACAGGAUAGUGCAGUACUACGGGUGCUUGCGGGACCCCGAGGAGAGGAAGCUGUCCAUCUUUGUGGAGUACAUGCCAGGGGGUUCCAUAAAGGAUCAGCUCAAAGCGUAUGGGGCCCUGACCGAGAACGUCACGCGCAAGUACACCAGGCAGAUCCUGCAGGGAGUCUUCUACUUGCACAGCAACAUGAUUGUCCACAGAGACAUUAAAGGUGCCAAUAUUUUGCGAGAUUCUGCUGGAAAUGUGAAACUUGGAGAUUUUGGAGCCAGCAAGCGCAUCCAGACCAUCUGCAUGUCUGGGACGGGGAUUAAAUCUGUCACGGGAACACCGUACUGGAUGAGCCCAGAGGUCAUCAGUGGAGAAGGCUACGGAAGGAAAGCUGAUGUGUGGCAGAUCUUUGUGGAGGAGAAGCGGCGGCCCACGGCCGAGGACCUGCUGCGACACCCCUUCGUCAACUGUGGGCUCUAG